GAAGCAGAUCUGCAAGAACCCCACUGCAAAAGCAAAUUCCUAAGUUCAAUCCCCGGUCGCAUCGCACCCAUGGACGACGUUGUCACCGACGCGCCGCCGCCGUCCCGCUUCUCCCCCGACGACCUCGACAACUUCGCCGUCCCCCCACCGCAGCCCACCCCCAUCCUAGUCGUUUCCCCCAACCCUAGCCCCGCCCCGCGCCUCCUCAUCGUCCUCAUCUCCCCAACCUCCCUCGCCCUCCUCCCCUCCCCGCCGCCGCCGCUCCACGCCUCCCUCCUCCUCCCCGACCUCCCCCUGCAUCAAUCUCAACCCCCCAUCCGCGUCUACCUCCACCCGUCCUCCGGCACCCUCCUCGCCGCCGCCCACGGCGCCGUCCCCGCCCACCGCGCGCGCGCCGCCGCCAGGAGCCUCGUCUCCGCUCUCCAGCCGGAGGAGGUCCUGGUCCUCGAUGCGGUCCGCAGCGGGGCCUACAGGGGCAUGCUCGCCGCAGACGAGCCGGUAGAGGGGAAGCUGGAGACAAGGGCCGCGCGCCGGAGGGGCGGCGUGGGCGCGGCCAAGGGCGUCGCGGUGCUCGCGCCUCCUGGGAGCGUCAUGGACGGGCUCGGCGCGGCCGUCAUGGCGGAGUGCGAGAUCCGGGGAAGGGCCGCAAGCAUGGUGGUGACUUGGCCGGCGGCCGCCAGGCCUUCUGAUUUCGGUGUCAUGCGUCGCGUGGCGACGGAGCUCGGCGUCGAUCCGGUGAAGGCCGCGGCCAGGGUGUCCGGCCGGGCCGAGUUGGGCGCACUGUAUACCUAAGAUACUUCCUUUUUUUACUUCUCAGCUCAUGGUUCGUCAGUUCUGUUGUUUGACAAUUGUGUUUGACAAGGAAGUUGGAGAAAACUUGUGUAUCAGGAAUUCAGGAUUCAGCGGAGAUGAUUUAGCGUUCGGGGCAAUGUAUUAUGGAAUAUUAUGGCCACGCAAAUUAGAAUUUACUACAUUUGUGUUGUUGCCGUGUUUGCUC
Messenger RNA from Brachypodium distachyon (stiff brome), 997 nucleotides. RefSeq lists its product as uncharacterized. The transcript has a single exon. The record is from RefSeq and is a predicted model, not a curated record. NCBI's taxonomy places the organism in Eukaryota, Viridiplantae, Streptophyta, Magnoliopsida, Poales, Poaceae. Bases 70 to 792 code for a protein of 240 amino acids.